AUGAAUCUAUCAUCCUAUGGCACAACAUUUGUUGAUCUYAAAUAUAUGUUAGACACCAGUAUCGAUAGGAUAUCAUUGGUUAUACUGUUUCAAAGUGUCGGCUUUUUGUUGGGCUGUUGCUUUGGCUUUCUAUACAAAUGGCUUAACAGACAGCUAACUAUAGCCAUAUCGGGYAUAUUGUUGGCAAUUGUCGUYAUAUUGAUACCCUAUUGCGCUUAUCUAUGGCACCUGUAUCUGUGCUCGUUUAUCAUGGGCAUUGGCUACGGUGUCUAUUUCAAUAGUAAUAAUGUCUGGAUACUUGAACUAUUUGAAGACCGGGCCGGACCUAUACUACAGUUGUCCGGUUUUGUGUACGGCGCCGGUACCAUAUUGGGWCCAUUGCUCUAUCAGCCCUAUGUUACUGGUGAACUACUGGUKGUGCUAAGCGAUAACGAUAUCAACUAUGCCAUCAAUGUUUUAAAUGGUACCGGUAUACUGGAMUUGGCUAUGAACUCUAGUASYACUUAUUUUGUCGGCAAUACCACCACCACCACCACCAACACAACUAYAACAGCAGGUGUCGGCACUGUUUACGAUAGAGAAGCUGAAAGUAUUGUACGGCGAUCUCGACUUAAGAUACCGUUUCUMAUAUGCGGACUCAUUAUCAUCAUUGGCUCAUCACUAUUACUAGUACUAUACCUGUUCCGCAAAUACCGUAUCAACAAACUGGUCAUUGAACAGCAACAACAACAACAUAACAACAAAACAGAUAACAACACGGCUGCUACCGGUGCCGCCGCCACCACCAUCGAUAAUGGCAAAGUUACCGGCACUACAUGGYUGGGUCGACUGACCAUUUUUCUAUGUAUGCUAUUGUUUUCAUUUCACGCCGCCUCCGACGACUCGUACGUACAGUUUGCCGCCACAUAUCUCCAGUACAUACCCUUACGUUUGACGGCCCGGAUGUCGGCGGAAAUUGUCUCCUAUAUGGGCCUAAUGUUUACCGCCAGUCAAGCWGUUAGCAUAUUUGUAGCCCUAAAACUGCGGCCACACUAUAUGCUUGGCUAUCAUUUCCUGAUUAUGUUGGCGGGUAUAUUGCUUAUGUAUUUUGGUAAAUACUCGCURCAGCUUAUGUGGUCCGGUAUAUUGGUUAUGGCUUUCGGUAUAGGCGCUGUUUUUCCAAUUAUUUUUACAUUCAUGAGCCAUCAGAUUGAAAUUACCGAUCGUGUCGGYACACUGUUGAACUUUGCCUCCAAAAUACCCGGCCUUUUCGUCCCAUCCAUCAUUGGCCAGCACAUUGAUCUCAGUCCUGAUGUCUAUAUAUUUGUUAUGCUAUUUGAUUUGAUUGUCUGCUGUGUCCUAGUAGUGGCCAUACUAGUCAUGACCCGAAAGUUACAUAAAUAA
This is a messenger RNA of Oppia nitens, 1383 nucleotides long. RefSeq lists its product as uncharacterized. The coding region runs from base 1 to 1383 and encodes 460 amino acids. The transcript is spliced from 3 exons. The record is from RefSeq and is a predicted model, not a curated record. Gene Ontology annotation, biological process: transmembrane transport. Lineage: Eukaryota; Metazoa; Arthropoda; Arachnida; Sarcoptiformes; Oppiidae.